AUGUCUCAAUCUAAAAAAAAAUCAACAGGCAGACCUCCUUCAGAUAUUUGGGAUAGUCAUUUUAAAAAAGGCAAAGAAGUUUCAAAAGGACAUUAUGAAGGAGCAUGCAAUUAUUGUUCUUUUUUUCAAAAUAAAGGCUCUCCUCAAGAUUUUGAAGACCAUCUAGCAAAUAAUUGUCCCAAUGUUCCUA
This is a messenger RNA of Dentiscutata heterogama, 190 nucleotides long. Lineage: Eukaryota; Fungi; Glomeromycota; Glomeromycetes; Diversisporales; Gigasporaceae. The record is from the annotation of a GenBank genome assembly.